Messenger RNA from Mobula hypostoma (lesser devil ray), 3900 nucleotides. Its product is annotated as zinc finger protein 227-like. Gene Ontology annotation, biological process: regulation of gene expression. The record is from RefSeq and is a predicted model, not a curated record. The coding region runs from base 577 to 1617 and encodes 346 amino acids. Gene Ontology annotation, cellular component: nucleus. NCBI's taxonomy places the organism in Eukaryota, Metazoa, Chordata, Chondrichthyes, Myliobatiformes, Myliobatidae. The transcript is spliced from 3 exons.
GUGUGGACCUCCGGCUACCGGCGGUGAUUUGUAGCGCUCUGCGUGCCGACCGCAGCUGUCGCCGGCAGCGUUAGACCUGUGGUGAGAGAUUUAUUGGAACAAAAGCCCACAACUGGAAGCAAACCACGACUGAAGAUGAGGGAACAGCAGCAAAUGAACCAGCCCGAGGACUGAGAGCAUCAACUGGAGAGAACCCUUCUGACUCAGGGUUUCCAUUGAUUCAGUCCGGAGCAAGUUCGCUGUGCAGACCAACCAUUCAUCUGGGCAGAAGAUGUUUUCAUGGCUUUAAAACUGUGGCACUUUAUAUUGACAGUAGAUCAAAGAAAAUCCCAGCUGUACAUCAACAAAGGGGGGAACCCAUUCACCUGCUGAGACAAUGGGAAUGGAUUCAGUCGGUCAUCUCAGCUGAAGGUGCAUCAGCAAGUUCACACUGGGACAAGGCCAUUCACCUUUUCUGUGUGUGAGAAGGGAUUCAGUCGGUCUUCCCACCUGUGGACACACCAGUCUGUUCACACUGAGCAGAGGCUGGUCAUCUGCUGAAUUUGUGGGGAGUGUUUCACUCGGUUAUCUGACCUAAUGGCUCACCAGCGAGUUCACACCGGGGAGCGGCCGUUCACCUGCUCAGACUGUGGGAAGGGAUUCACUAAAUCAUGUAAACUGAAGGUACAUCAGCGAGUUCACACUGGAGAGAGGCCGUUCACCUGCUCAGACUGUGGGAAGGGAUUUACUGUGUCAUCUCAGUUACUGAGACACCAGUCAGUUCACACUGGGGAGAGGCCAUUCACCUGCUCAGACUGCGGGAAGGGAUUCAUUCAGUCAUCUCAUCUGAAGGCACACCAGCGAGUUCACACCAGGGAGAGACCAUUCACCUGCUCAGUCUGUGGGAAGGGAUUCACUUGCUCAUUUAAUCUGAAGGUACAUCAGCGAGUUCACACUGGGGAUAGGCCGUUCACCUGCUCAGACUGUGGGAAGGGAUUCAAACUGUUCACUCACCUACUGACACAUCAGCGAGUUCACACUGGGGAGAGACCAUUCACCUGCUCAGACUGUGGGAAGGGAUUCAUUCAGUCAUCUCAACUGAAGGUACAUCAGAGAGUUCACACCAGGGAGAGACCAUUCACCUGCUCAGUCUGUGGGAAGGGAUUCACUUGCUCAUUUAAUCUGAAGGUACAUCAGCGAGUUCACACUGGGGAUAGGCCGUUCACCUGCUCAGACUGUGGGAAGGGAUUCAAACUGUUCGCUCACCUACUGACACAUCAGCGAGUUCACACUGGGGAGAGGCCGUUCACCUGCUCAGACUGUGGGAAGGGAUUCACUCAGUCAUAUCAACUGAGGGUACAUCAGCGAAUUCACACUGGGGUGAGGCCGUUCACCUGCUCAGUGUGUGGGAAGGGAUUCACAAAGUCAUCUGCUGUACUGAGACACCAGUCAGUUCACACUGGGGAGAGGCCAUUCAUCUGCUCAGUGUGUGGGAAGGGAUUCGUAGAUUCAUCUCAACUGAAGGUACAUCAGCGAGUUCACACCGGGGAGAGGCCAUUCACCUGCUCAGACUGUGGGAAGGGAUUCACUUGCUCAUCUCAUCUACUGAGACACCAGUCAGUUCACACCAGGGAGUGACCAUUCACUUGUUCAGUCUGUGGGAAGGGUUUCAAUUGGUCAUUUCACCUGCUGACACACAGGGAAAUGGCCGUUCACCUGCUCUGUCUGUGGGAAGGGAUUCAUUCAGUCAUCUCAACUGAAGGAACAUCAGCGAGUCCACACUGGGAAGGGGCCGAUCAGCUGCUCAGACUGUGGGAAGAAAUUCUCUCAGCCAAAUCAACCAAUUGUGCAUCACUGAGUUCACACUGGGGAGAGGCCGUUCACCUGCUGUGAACGUGGUGAAGUAUUUACGGUGGACAUGGACUGUGCCUUUAAAUGAGAGAGAAAAACUGUCUGCAGUACUGCUGCCUGCUUCUUGGUUGCCAUGGUGAGAGAGAGGCGGAGUUAUGUGAUGGACGGUUCGAUGUUCACAGUUGCUUCUUGGUUGCCAUGGUGAGAGAGAGGCGGAGUUAUGUGAUGGACAGUUCGAUGUUCACAGUUGCUUCUCGGUUCCCAUGGUGAGAGAGAGGCGGAGUUAUGUGAUGGACAGUUCGAUGUUCACAGUUGCUUCUUGGUUGCCAUGGUGAGAGAGAGGCGGAGUUAUGUGAUGGACAGUUCGAUGUUCACAGUUGCUUGGUUGCCAUGGUGAGAGAGAGGGGGAGUUAUGUGAUGGACAGUUCGAUGUUCACAGUUGCUUCGUAGCGUGUUUAUUUAAACAAGGUCAGAUGACACUCCCAGAGACACACAGUGGGACACCGGUUAAGGCGACCAGUCAGUGAAAGGAGGCCAGUAACAGAGGAGUCACUGGGUGGAACUUUCGAGUGCCCACAAGCGAGGGUUGAGGAUCGAUCAGGGGAAUUGAUCAGUGGCUGUCAUGGUGUGUGGAAGGGCUGACCCUGUGGAGGCUACCGGUGUGUCUACCCUUGCCUGGGUGGUAGUUUACCCUCGAAGAUGGUCCCCUUAGUGAUAACCUGUGUUUGGCUAACUCGAGAGUGGAUUCGGAGCCUGAGGAUGGAAGAUCAACGGGACCUGUUUACUCGUUCUUCUCCCAGUGUGGUUUUCACCUUGGAUUACAAAUACCUUCCUCACACACACCAAUUCCGUGGAUUGAACUGAACUUCCUUACAUCACUAUCGUGAGACUUUAACUCUUGCCACUCGAGCUUGAGUGUGUUUGGGAAUUAUAUUUACAUACAUAUAUAUGCAUAACACUACUAACUUUUGAUUUACCUGGAUUAAGUUACUAUAUUAACUAGAUACUAAUAUAUAGUGUUUUUUAAUAUCAAAACCAGACUCCAGGUGUGCUCUAUUGCUGCUGGUUCAUUUAGACCGUUACGUGUACGUAAACAGAUUCAUUCAGUUAUCUGUCCUUAUGACACACCACCAGGUUCACACCGGGGAGGGGGUGUUCACCUGCUGUGAAUGUGGGAAGCGAUUCACUCAAUAAUCUAACCUUAUGUAACUCUCCCUCGGCUAGCAGCUUAAUAUAGGGGGUGAUAGCUCCCCAGCUCGGCCAGACUUAAGAAAUCUCGUUUGGGUGGAUGCUGCGCAAUGUGUGCCCUGUUACAAAAUCAGUACCCCGAAAUAACAAACAGUACACAAUAUGUGAUUAAACAAUUGAGCUUCAUAAUUCUUACUUUGACUAUUGGGUUAGUGAAGAAAACAAGAAAAAGGGUCCACUCUCUCCAUCCGCGUCUUCUCAUCUCUCCCCAGCAAAAGACCACGAAAAUCUCUCUUCCAGACUCACAAGGAAGAACAUUUCUGUCAUUGGAUACCCCGCACUCCAAAACCCUGUUAUCUCUAUUCGUAACCUAAACAUUGCUGCUGCAGAGAAACCAUUACCUCAGCAGUGAUACAUUGCAGAGAGGCCAUUACAUGAACAGUGAAACCUUACAGCAUGUUACACUUGUGACACACUGCUGGCUUCACACCGGGGAGAAAGUUUCAAUAAGCUUCAUGCUAGAUAUUUGUCUGUCGCCAUUGCUGAAUGCAAUUUCGAGAGUGACUGUCUCCACUCUGAGGGUGGUGAAUGUCUGUAAAUCCCCACCACAGAGGGCGGUGAAGACUUAGUGAUUAAACAUAGAAAACAUAGUAAUAGGUGCAGGAGUAGGCCAUUCGGCCCUUCGAGCCUGCACUGCCAUUUAUUAUGAUCAUGGCUGAUCAUCCAACUCAGAACCCCGCCCCAGCCUUCCCUCCAUACCCCCUGACCCCUGUAGCCACAAGGGCCAUAUCUAACUCCCUCUUAAACAUUGCCAAUGAACUGGCCUCAACAGUUUCCUGUGGCAGAGAAUUCCACAGAUUCACCACUCUCUGUGUGAAGAAG